CUGCUCGCACGGCAGAGAACCACUACAGUAAGCAAGGCCCUAGGAAGAAAUUUGCUAACAAAAAGCGAUUGACCAACCAUAUUCGUGCUGAAGAUGGAAGUAACAAGUAAAAAAAGUACUCGGUUAACUGUUGUACUUUUAGCUCUCGCAUGGAUUUCAAGCAUCAACUUGGCCACGGUAGCUACAGCCGAAGACACUGAUGACGUAUCGACUAGCAAUUCGUCCUUAAUGCGAGAAGCUGCGAGUAAUCCUACGGCCGAAGACAACAGCUUUGGUAGAAGUGCGGCCGCCUACAGUAGCGCAUUGAGCGAAGGCUCUUCGAGCGUCGCACAAGAAGCAGGAUCCUCCUGGACAAAGCUUCAAAUAUCGCCACUUGCUCUAGGAUCAAUGCCGUACGGUACGUUCAGAAUUAACAUUUACGAGCACUCGGCCAAUCUACUGGCCAGCACUCCCGAGUCACGCAAACGAUACUACUACGCACCGAUUGCUCUCUUGGAACACAUCAGCGUCUUCAGUUUGUUUAACAACGUUACUGGAGUGCCUGAAUUGCGAUUCCGCGUACAGCUCUGGCACGACGAAAUCGAGAAGAAAAUUACAACUUACACCGCCAAACUGUUGCAAAGAAAGGUUUUACAGGAGCAGGUCGAGGUGAUCCCAUUCAACAAGGUGAUCCUCGUCACAACGUCUCCUUCAAAAGAUUACUGGCCGUCGAACGAAUGGAUUCCCUAUCAAUUCCACCAGUCGAUCGAGUUCCAACUGACCUGCAACGAAAUGAUCAAAUGUCAACAACUCGAGAAAAACAUGCGCGUAAAUCCCUAUCAGUUCUCUCACUUGAAAUUGCUUUUUAGUUUGGACUCACAGACGACGCAGAGGCGCGAGACUGUCAUCCGCGUGGAAAGCAUCUUAUCUGGCGAAAUGAUGAGCACAUUGAAUCAACGAUACCCAAACAAGCCCGAUGCUCUUUUAACAGCACAGGACGAGAAGCGAUUGUUGACCGAAUCGGCCACCAACGUCAUUGUCGAUUCUUUCGACGAUUCCGAGGUCAUCACGUCCACGUCCGAAACGCAGAUCUAUAGCAUGUUGAAAGACAUGCUCAUCAGCGCCCGAACAACGAUCAAAGAUCAGGGAGACGAAAUGUGGGAGUCAGUAUUCUGGAACGAGGACAACUACAGGCCUGACAAAGCAACCAAAACAUGGAACGAGAUAUACAACAAACUGGACACGGAAACGCAACGUCACCUAAAAGAGGAGUUCAGCGAUUCAAACAGUUUCAGUCUUUCAAAUGAAGUACGCCUACGAAUAGUUAAGGUGGCCACAUCUGUAAGCGCAUCAUGGAGUUCGAGUGGUUUAACCGAAAGCGAAGCCAUAGAUAAAUUCUACCAAGAAACCAAGAACUCCGUGCAAUGGGAAGGUGAACAGUUCAAGCCGAAACAAAUGGAUUUGAGCCGAGUGAACCUGAAUGAUUUGCGAGACUCGCAGAACUAUCAAGACCGAAGUGUUCGCGUUAGUUACUCGAUGGCCGUUUUGUCCAUCGGAAUCAAUUUUGCCGAGUACAGUGACGCUCAGUCGAACAGCAUUAUUUUCCAGCUCCAGAAACAAGUUGACGAUUUGAAAACCUCUCUGAACGUUACUUCAACGAGUUUGAAAACUUCCCAGGACGUUUUAGCUUCAAGAAUCACUGCCAACCAAAACCGACUCACUUCUCUCGAGACGAAGAAACCUGGCGUCUACUUCAACGUCUACAGAAAUUCGUCCUUUAACGUUCAAAACGCGUUCAUUCCUUUCCAAGCCGCUCGUCUUAACAUCGGCAAUGCAAUGAAUAUUGGAACAGGAGUUUUCAGGGCCCCCGAAGCCGGCAUUUACGCCUUCUAUUUCAACGGGAUUAAAUACAAACCAUCCGAUGGUGUACUAACUAACCAAAACGGCGCAACUACCAUCGCUUUCUAUUUGAACGAGCAGUCCAUAGGGAGAUCAGAAGCAGGACAUUCAGCCGAAGAGGGAACACUCUCCUACAGUACGAUUGUAGAACUAAAAGCUGGUGACCAAGUCAAGUUGAAGCUUGUCCAAGGAAUCCUUCAUGAUUCAGUUGUGUAUCACACUCGGUUCUCAGGAGCAUUGUUGAAAGGGAAUUAAUUCGAUACGCAAUAGUGACUGUAUUCAUCUUCUAAAAAAAAUGACAUGUAUCUUUUCUUUGUUAAAUACCAAAUGGGUGAAGGUCUAUAUUCAUUUAGGAACGUAGGCUACCAACAUCAGAUUUGAUGAAGCAAAGGGGUUAGUAUAGUUCUACUGUUUUAAAGUGAAAAAUAUAACAAAUUUUGCUAUUAUAUGAUGCGGAUUUCUUAUUGUUUUUGUUAUUGCAAUAAAACAAUCACAAUUCGAAUACAUUCAUCAGACAGGCACAUUCAA
Molecule: messenger RNA, 2406 nt
Organism: Daphnia carinata
Lineage: Eukaryota; Metazoa; Arthropoda; Branchiopoda; Diplostraca; Daphniidae
Exons: 5
Coding region: 94-2133 (679 amino acids)
Molecular function (GO): protein binding
Source: RefSeq, a predicted model, not a curated record